Molecule: messenger RNA, 2878 nt
Organism: Magallana angulata
Lineage: Eukaryota; Metazoa; Mollusca; Bivalvia; Ostreida; Ostreidae
Exons: 12
Coding region: 249-2318 (689 amino acids)
Source: RefSeq, a predicted model, not a curated record
CCUGAGAUUCAAUUAUAGAAUGCUCAGAAAAAGUUAUAUCAUUCAUUUCAACAUUUUGUUUGGUUUCAACUUGAUAUCACCGACCAUGUCACCAAGAAUGAGCUAAAGUCUUCUGCAGUCAGUGAAGAAUAUUGUCAAUCAGAGAUCUACUGAUAAGACUUGGGGCGUGCAAUUGGUAUGUGAAAUUUUGACCAGCCUAGUGUGAAUGUCUGUAUCACAUCAUCCAUAACUCUCAGUGAAGAAGCAAUAUGUGGUCAAUUUCAAAGUCAGAAAAUGCAGUAUUUAUGAAACAAAAAGGCAACAUAGUUGGAAAAGUAUGGGAUAUUGCAGCUGCCAACAAUAAAGGAUGCAUCAAGAUAAUGAUGAAUGGCCUUGACAAAAUAAUGCGCCUUGAAGAUUUUCAUGAAAAGGACAACCAAUAUUCCUGCCUUUUUACUGGAUAUCUAAGCAGCAGAAAUUCAUUUGUAGAAAGAUGGAGAAGUUUGAAAAAAUCAGAGCAAACCAAAUCACCACCAACAUUAAGAAGAACUUACUCUAAGAUUAAACCAUUUGAAUUCAAAGAGGAUGCAGUUUGUGAUGAGUUGACUAAUUUGACAACACAGAAAAAAGUAAAUAAGGAAGUUUACAGACCAUCUACUUCAGAAUGCUCCGAAAUGGGUGAUGCUUCACCUUUAUCAGCUGAACCAGUAGGGGUCUAUGAUGAUGACAUGAGUGGUAUGACAGAAAAUGAGAGUAACAUGUCAAAGAAAAGUCGUACUGAUAUUCCUAAGGAAGCUCUUGUGGAAACCAUUCAGAAAAAACUUAAAGGUUACAUGGUUCUCCCUGUAUCUAAAUUGAGACAGCCUUCCUUUGGCAAUCUGCUGAGAGAACCGGAUAUAAAACAUGUCAAAGAACUGGAGAGGGAAUUUUCAGAACGGCCAGGCAACUACUUUCAGUUGAUGGUUGUGAAUGUUUGUGGCGAAAUGAAGGAGGACAAUUUUGAGUCCUGUACGCUUGAGGUGAUUGGAGGCAAUCACUCUAGAGAGGCACUACAGAACAUUAUAUCCACAACAGCUGAUCCAACUCCCUUUGAAAAAAGAAUGUGUAUUGUGUACACAAAUUUAAAUCCUGAUGAGGCCAAAUAUGUAGCCAAUCAGCACAACCAGGUUAGAAAGCUUGGAACAGACCUUGAUCUGGUAGACAGAGCAAGCUGCUUCAGAUAUUCUUUGUUCGAAAAAGCUGGAUAUACCCAUGUCCAAGAUACAACAACGAAAGCAACCCCUACAGGCAGAGAUAUGAUAACAGAAUGGAAGGAGGGGUUGCAGCUUGCUAUGGGAUCUGUCAGUAGAAAAACUCUAAACAACAGAUUCAGACUCGAAAUGAGAUUUGCCCAACUUUCUAGUGAGGUCUGGAUCAAAUUUCUAGACUUUGUAAACAAACUUAAAAUGGAAAUAAAGAAAGACAAGAUUAGCGGAAGACUGUUGAAGCCACUAGAUGGAGUACAAGAGAAAAGUCUGCUGAAAUUCUUAAAGAAUUAUAACAGUGGGAAAAUCAAUUUCAAGCAACUCGUCUCUCUCUGCACUGAGUUCAAAUGCAGUGAUUCCAACAAAAAAGAAUGUGAACUAGGAACAUCUGAAGUAGAGGCAAUUGCCGAGCCAUCGGAAGAUAAAGCAGAUAAAGAAGAUGCCAUAGAUUACAGCAUACUUAUUGAAGCCUUAAAGGAAACAGCAGAUAGAGAGAAGAGGAGCAAUGAUGACCUCAAGUUGAAGAAUGCAGAACUAAAAGAAGCAUUAGAGGCAUCAAAUAGGGAGAAAAAUGAAAUCAAACAAGAUCUAGCACAAAGAUUUCAGGUUGAAAAGAAUAUGCGGAAUGAAAUAUGUCAGUUAAAGGAAAAACUAAAUCAAGUGACAAAGGAAUGUCGAAUUAUGAGGGAAAAGCAAGACAAGCUGAUAAAAAGGAAAAUAACAACAUGCACAGAUGCCACAGAGGAACUAGAAGCCCCAGUUACCAAAAAAACAUCAGUUGAUGAUUGGGACCUUAAGGAGGGACAGGAGGGUUUGACCAUUGGCCUUGUUGUGGCCAUCAAACCAAUCAGACAGAGGGACUUGAAAAAUGGAGAACCAUGGUUGGGCAUCAUCAAUGAUGUAUCGAAGAACAACAUCAAAGUCUCGUGGCUAAUGGGCAACUAUGAAACGUAUUGGAUUCCGAAUCCAGAAUUUCAAGGAUGUUCUCCAGACAGCGUACCAAGAAACAGGGUAGCCUGUAGCUUCAAGUACAUUAGUGACAAAAUCUUGCCAGACCACAUUGUAGAUAAGCUAAAAACUGUAUUUAAAAUUUAAGAUCCCUGAAACUCAUCCAAAAGUAUGUCACUUUGUAUACUUUUUCUAACAUUAUUGGUACAAAAAAUGAACCAAAUCAGUUCACAAAGAAAAAGUUGAACAUUCAGGCACUUAAUACAUUUUUCACUUGAGAAUUUAAAAAUUUUGAUUUUUCAUCAUUAUAUGUGCAUGAUGUGUUUUAAUGAAUACCUUUCUGUUAGUAAUCAUUAUAUGGAGAUUAUUUUGUUUAAUUCAAGAGAGAGCAAUUUUCUUUACAGCUUGCUUCCAUUAAUGGUGAUUGUUUUUGAAGUUUAUUAUAUUAAACUAAUAUGCUCAAUCUAUAUUGCCAGGUGUUGAUGUAAUUUAAUGAAAGAACAACUUCUAUGCAUGUACUUGCGAAUGACAUUUGUAAAUAUACGUACUGUAGCGAUGUAUAUGUAGGUCAAUUUAAAUUAAAUGUUUAUUAUUAGAAACUGAGUUAGCAAAGUGCACCCUUUUAUAAGAAUUUUUUCUUGCGUUUUUUCCUGAUAGUUGUUAAAUUACCGUAUGUGCUGAACUUGCAUAAAGAGUACCGGGUAUAU